AUGUCUUUCGAGGAGGGUGUCACCGCUUUCUGUAAUUUACCCCAUGAUGAAGGUCAAGGCACGGGCUUCAUCUUCGCAUCAUAUUAUGACCCUGAUACCGAUUUGUGCUAUCCCUUCAUAUACAAGGGAGAAGGGGGAAAUGAAAAUCGUUUCACACAUGAAAGAGAAUGCAUAAGAAACUGCUCAACCAGGGCAGAGGAGAUCUACCCCAUUGAUGAAACCCAAGCUUGCCACUUCCCGCAUACGAAGGGACAAUGCAGCGGUCAGUACUUGAGGUACUACUACGAUUCUGUUCAUGACAAAUGCAAAAAGUUCCUUUACACCGGCUGUGUUGGAAAUGGAAACAGAUUUUUCGACCAAGUGAGCUGCAAUGCUACUUGUGAUGGUAUCCAUGAUGAUCGUGAGGCAGAAGAAGAAGACGAGCCAGACACUCCAGUCGCUCUCAUCUGUGGAGUUGUGUUUGGUGUCGUUGGUGCCAUCAUCAUCAUAGUUGUAAUUGCCCUGACCAUACAGUCAUCGUAA
Messenger RNA from Myripristis murdjan (pinecone soldierfish), 522 nucleotides. Its product is annotated as inter-alpha-trypsin inhibitor. The record is from RefSeq and is a predicted model, not a curated record. Lineage: Eukaryota; Metazoa; Chordata; Actinopteri; Holocentriformes; Holocentridae. The transcript is spliced from 5 exons. Gene Ontology annotation, molecular function: serine-type endopeptidase inhibitor activity. Bases 1 to 522 code for a protein of 173 amino acids.